Molecule: messenger RNA, 3123 nt
Organism: Salmo salar (Atlantic salmon)
Lineage: Eukaryota; Metazoa; Chordata; Actinopteri; Salmoniformes; Salmonidae
Product: class I histocompatibility antigen, F10 alpha chain
Biological process (GO): immune response
Cellular component (GO): external side of plasma membrane
Source: RefSeq, a predicted model, not a curated record
CUGCCUAAAUUCUCAUUGGCUCAACGACGUUAUACAAACGUUUUAUAUCUUGGUGCGAACUAUAUUCAGAGUUUCUCAACCCAGAGAUGCAACAUCACAAGACUUCCGGGAACGCUUGGGGAGCAAAGUCAUUUGUUCAGGACUCCCCAGACGGAAGCAUUGGGAGAGACAACAAACAUAUCGGUUGUUGACAGACCAACUUCAACAUGAAGGGUUUUAUCCUCAUGUUCAUGGGAACAUGUCACCUUUUUGAGGCAUUUGGUGUGACUCACUCCCUGAAGUAUUUCUACACCGCAUCCUCUGGAGUUCCCAACUUCCCAGAGUUUAUGGUUGUGGGGAUGGUGGAUGGUGUUCAGAUGGUUCACUAUGACAGCAACAGCCAGAGAAUGGUGCCCGAACAGGACUGGAUGAACAAGCAGACAGAAGCAGAGUACUGGGAGAGGGAGACAGGGAUUGCCUUUGAUUCCCAGCAGGUUUUCAAAGACGACGUCAAUAUUCUAAAGCAGCGUUUUAACCAAAGUGGAGGAGUCCACGUUCUCCAGUACAUAUAUGGCUGCUCAUGGGAUGAUGAGACUGAACAGAGAGAUGGUUUUGGGCAGCUGGGUUAUAAUGGGGAGGAUUUCCUAGUGUACGACAUGAAUACAUUAACUUGGAAAGCUCUUAAACAGCAAGCUGAUGUCAUGCGGGAUAAGUGGAACCGUGACAUCAGUAGACUGGUAUUCUGGAAGACCUACUUCUCCCAGACCUGCAUUGAGUGCCUGAAGAAGCAGGUGGUCAAUGGGAAGAGCACUCUGAGGACAGUCCCUCCCUCAGUGUCUUUGCUCCAGAAGACCCCCUCUUCUCCAGUGACCUGCCACGCUACAGGUUUCUACCCCAGUGGAGUCAUGGUGUUCUGGCAGAAAGAUGGACAAGAACAGCAUGAAGAUGUGGAGCAUGGAGAGAUUCUCCACAACGAUGAUGGAACCUUCCAGAAAAGCACCCACCUCAGAGUGACGCCUGAGGAGUGGAAGAACAACAAGUAUCAGUGUGUUGUUCAGGUCACUGGUAUCAAGGAGGACUUCAUCAAGGUUCUGACUGAGUCUGAGAUCCAGACCAACUGGGGUGACCCAGCCCCCAUCAUUGUCCCCAUCAUUGGAGGGGUGGUAGCUCUCCUCCUGGUCGUUGUUGUUGUUGGGGUCGUCAUUUGGAAGAAGAAGAGUAAGAAAGGGUUUGUUCCAGCCAGCACUAACGACACUGACUCUGUGUACUCUGGGAAAGAUCUCCUGAAGACUUGAGUCCUCUCUGCACUUCUGAAGCCGCUGAAGAGGACAGCAACGAAAUAACAACAACAAAUGCUGAACUUCUCAUAAACGUAUACUUACACACAUCAGCCACACACACUCCAUAUAUAUUGAACAAAAAUAUAAAUACCACCAUUUCAAAGAUUUUGCUGAAUUACAGUUCAUGUAAGGAAAUUGGUCAAUUUGAAAUAAAUUAUUUAGGGCCUAAUCUAUAUAUUUCACAUGACUGGGAAGGGGUGAGCCUGGGAGGGCAUAGAACCACCCACUGGGGAGCCAGGCCCAGCCAAUCAGAAUUACUUUUUUAUUACUUUAUUACAGAACAAAAAGUCUUUCCACUAAUGGGUGUAAACAAAUUUAGCACAACAUUUGAGAGAAAUAUGCUUUUUGUGCUUAUGGAACAUUUCUGGGAUCUUUUAUUUCCGCUCAUGAAACAGGGAGCCAGCACUUUACAUGUUAUGUUCAUAUUUUUGUUCAGUAUAUAGAAAAAUGUAAAAAAAAAUCUGGUUUCAAAAAUAUUCUUCGAUGAACAGUUUUACUUUCAUUUAAUCCUUGGUUUGGCUUUUUAAAAUUUAUGCUGUACUGUCAUUUUUUUUUUAAAUUAUAAAAUGUUAUAAUGCCACUGUGUGACAGACUUAUCUCAGUCUUACAGUUAUAAUCAAUGGAACACCAUGAAAAUGUGUUUCUGGAAAGGAUUAGGUUGUUGUGAGAUGUUAAAUUAAGAUUUGAACUUCUGUUAUUCUAACUGAAGCCACCAAAACAAUCACAUUUUAAAAUAUAUGAAUUUAAACUGGAAAAACUCUAUUUUGUUUGACUGUGUAGUGUAGCAGCACAGGUGGUGUUAUAACUUUGUUUACACUAACUUGUUUAAUUGCAUGGCUAUAAACCAGACAAGGCCUGUCUAUAUGUUCCGUUUGUAAAAAAAAAUGAAAAAAAUGUUUUCAGAAAGAUAUUUUCUAAACAGCAAAGGAGUUGAAGUGAAACAAUUUGGUUGUAUAUGGGCUUAAGAAAUAAUAAUGUACUAUUUCAAUGACAGACUGACCAGGUGAAAGCUAUCAUCCCUUAUUGAUGUCACCUGUUAAAUCCACUUGAAUCAGUGUAGAUGAAGGGGAGGAGACAUGUUAAAGAGGGAUUUUUAGACGUGGAUUAUUGAGAGAGAGUGAACGGGCAACAGUGUUAAGUGCCUUUGAACGGGGUAUGGUAGUAGAUGCCAGGCGCACUGGUUAGUGAGUCAAGAACUACAAUGAUGCUGGGUUUUUCAUGCUCAACAGUUUCCCUUGUGUAUCAGGAAGGGUCCACCACCCAAAGGACGUCCAGGCAACUGGACACAACUGUUGGACGCGUUGGAGUCAACACGGGCCAGCAUCCCUGUGGAACGCUUUCGAUACCUUGUAGAGUCCAUGCCCCGACGAAUUGAGGCUGUUCUGAGGGCAAAGGGUGUGCAACUCAAUAUUCGGAAGGAAUAUAUUUUGAUGACCUGUGAAGUUGAUGGGGCGACAGGUCGUCUAGUGGUUAAGAGCUUUGGGCAAGUAACCAAAAGGUUGCUGGUUUGAAUCCCAGCCUUAAGUAUUUUUAACACUGCAACUGCAGUCGACUGGUAUUUUGGAUGCAGUAAUUGCAGAACAGUUGAACUGCACUUAUAUUGCACUGUGACUGCAGUUACACUGCAUUUUGUAUUUUUUUUAAAGUAUACUGCAGUUAUUCUGCACUCUUGACUGCAGAGCUGACUAGGUGACAAAUCUGCCGUUGUGUCUUUUGAGCAAGGCACUUAACCCUAAUUGCUUUUGAGAGUGUCUAGUAAAUAACAUGUAAAUGUUUGAAUAAAAGGUUUCUUCAAUUAGGGGGA